AUGGUAUAUGCCAUCCUGGUGAGCCACCCUCCACAGUCCAACGACCACCUGACCCCCACUCCGGUCUCCUACACCGCGGGCUUCUACCGCAUCCCGGUGGUGGGUCUGACCACACGCAUGUCCAUCUACUCCGACAAGAGCAUCCACCUGUCGUUCCUGCGCACUGUGCCGCCGUACUCGCACCAGGCGCACGUGUGGUUCGACCUGAUGCGCGAGUUCAACUGGAACCACAUCAUCCUGAUCGUGAGCGACGACCACGAGGGCCGCGCCGCGCAGAAGAGGCUGGAGACGCUGCUGGAGGAGCGCGAGACCAAGAAUAAAAAAAGGAACUAUGAAAACCCCGACCAACUGUCCUUUGACAACAAGCGAGGACCCAAGGCAGAGAAAGUCCUCCAGUUCAGCCAGGAGACCAACUUAACGGCCCUGCUACUGGAGGCCAAAGAGCUGGAGGCCCGGGUCAUCAUCUUGUCGGCCAGCGAGGAGGACGCCGCUGCCGUUUACAAAGCCGCGCGCUUCCUCAACAUGACGGGCUCCGGAUACGUGUGGCUGGUGGGAGAACGCGAGAUGUCGGGAAAAGCCCUGAGCGAAGCCCCAGACGGUCUGAUCGGUCUGCAGCUGAUCAACGGGAAGAACGAGUCUGCCCACAUAAACGACGCGGUGGCCGUGGUGGCUCAGUCCAUCCAGGAGCUGUUCGAGAAGGAAAACAUCACGGAGCCUCCGCGGGGAUGUGUGGGGAACACCAACAUCUGGAAGACCGGGCCACUCUUCAAAAGAGUGUUGAUGUCGUCCAAAUACCCCGAGGGCCUGACGGGGAGAGUGGAGUUCAACGACGACGGAGACAGGAAGUACGCGCACUACAGCAUCCUGAACUACCAGAAGAGCCGGCUCAUCCAAGUGGGGAUCUACAACGGCACUCAGGUGGUGAUGAAUAACCAGAGGAAGAUCAUCUGGCCUGGAGGAGAGACGGAGAAACCACAGGGCUUCCAGAUGUCCACACGACUCAAGAUAGUGACCAUUCACCAGGAGCCGUUCGUGUACGUAAAGCCCACGCAGCUGGACGGCACGUGUGGAGAGGAGAUGACCCCGAACGGAGUCCUCAUCAAAAAGGUCAUCUGCACCGGGCCCAACGAGACCAUCCCCGGUAACCGCUCCAGCCGGCAGAACGAAAGGCGUCCCACGGUCCCUCAGUGCUGUUACGGCUUCUGCGUGGACCUGCUCAUCAAACUGGCCAUGACCAUGAACUUCACCUACGAGGUUCACCUGGUCGCUGACGGCAAGUUUGGAACCCAGGAGAGGGUGAACAACAGCAACAAGAAGGAGUGGAACGGGAUGAUGGGGGAGCUGCUGGGGGGCCUGGCCGACAUGAUCGUGGCUCCACUCACCAUCAACAACGAGCGCGCCCAGUACAUAGAGUUCUCCAAACCCUUCAAAUACCAGGGCCUGACCAUCCUGGUGAAAAAGGAGAUCCCUCGCUCCACGCUGGACUCGUUCAUGCAGCCGUUCCAGAGCACGCUGUGGUUGCUGGUGGGGUUGUCGGUGCACGUGGUUGCGGUGAUGCUUUACCUACUUGACCGCUUCAGCCCGUUCGGACGAUUUAAAGUGAACAGCGAAGAAGAGGAGGAGGACGCACUCACGCUGUCGUCGGCCAUGUGGUUCUCAUGGGGAGUGCUGUUGAAUUCUGGGAUUGGAGAAGGUGCUCCGAGGAGUUUCUCCGCCAGGAUCUUGGGAAUGGUUUGGGCCGGUUUCGCUAUGAUCAUUGUGGCCUCGUACACUGCUAACCUGGCUGCCUUCCUGGUGCUGGACCGACCUGAGGAGCGCAUCACCGGCAUCAAUGAUCCCAGGCUGAGAAAUCCGUCAGACAAGUUUAUCUACGCCACAGUGAAGCAGAGCUCUGUGGACAUAUACUUCCGGCGGCAGGUGGAGCUGAGCACCAUGUACCGACACAUGGAGAAGCACAACUAUGAGAGCGCAGCGGAGGCCAUCCAGGCCGUGCGAGACAACAAGCUGCAUGCCUUCAUCUGGGACUCUGCGGUGCUGGAGUUUGAAGCCUCGCAGAAGUGCGACCUGGUGACCACGGGAGAGCUGUUUUUCCGUUCGGGCUUUGGCAUAGGCAUGCGCAAGGACAGCCCCUGGAAACAGAAUGUGUCCCUGGCUAUUCUCAGUUCUCAUGAGAAUGGCUUCAUGGAGGACCUAGAUAAAACCUGGGUGAGAUACCAGGAGUGUGACUCGAGGAGCAAUGCCCCGGCCACACUCACCUUUGAGAACAUGGCAGGUGUUUUCAUGCUGGUCGCCGGUGGCAUUGCGGCAGGGAUCUUCCUCAUCUUUAUCGAAAUCGCCUAUAAAAGACAUAAAGACGCUCGCAGGAAGCAGAUGCAGCUCGCCUUUGCGGCCGUCAACGUCUGGAGGAAGAACCUGCAGCAAUUCCCGCCUACUGACAUCACGGGCCAACUCAACCUUUCGGACCCGUCUGUCAGCACCGUGGUCUGA
This is a messenger RNA of Knipowitschia caucasica, 2487 nucleotides long. NCBI's taxonomy places the organism in Eukaryota, Metazoa, Chordata, Actinopteri, Gobiiformes, Gobiidae. The record is from the annotation of a GenBank genome assembly.